AUGAAUACCAGAAAACCAUCCAAACUAUCCCUGUUAGGUGCCAACGAUAAUUCGGAUCUAGAAUCCUUGAAUGGGAAUCGUUCAAGUCAGGUACAGUUCGGCAGCAGUGCAGUGCAGUACAAACGAUUUAAAGAUGGCUACCGUGGAUACCUUACCUUAAAUAAGUCUCAUCUCAGGAACUCCCCAAAAGAAGAGCUGAAGGUUGUGUUCGUUGUUCUUGGCCUGAUACAGGUAGACAGCCGGAAAGACGCAGCAACGAUUGUGGAGCAUGCCUAUAUAAAUACAGGAUGGAUGGCUCAACAAUCUGAAUGA
Molecule: messenger RNA, 312 nt
Organism: Sclerotinia sclerotiorum 1980 UF-70
Lineage: Eukaryota; Fungi; Ascomycota; Leotiomycetes; Helotiales; Sclerotiniaceae
Exons: 2
Coding region: 1-312 (103 amino acids)
Source: RefSeq, a predicted model, not a curated record